AAUUAAAGUUGACGAGUACAAAUAUUUAGUCUUGUUUUUUUGUUUCUCCAUCUCAUUAUCAACAUUUCAACAUGCAACUUCUUGCGAUUUCUUUCUUAUUUAUAACUUUUAUUAUUGAAUCGAUAAUUUGUUCUGGAUAUCUAGAAUUACAUAUUCAAAGUCCUCAUAUACAAACCGCAAUUGUGAACAUCUCAUCAAAUUUUCGAACAGAGAAAUCAAAAAUAGUGCAUUUAAAACUUAAAUCUAAUGUACCAUUUAACGUUACAAGGAUUCCUGUGAACUUUGAUAAUAUCUACAAUAUAACCAUAAAAUGUGGAAAAUCAGAGGAAGAUGGCAAGUUUAAUUCAUAUUUUAAAAAUUCAACUCCAAAGUAUUUGGGUCUAACUGACACAACAAUUGUCUCAACUGUUCACCCACGUGUUGGGCUGUUAUCACCGGCUGCUGUAGCCAGACCUUUAAAUGGAAUUCGAAUCGUUAUUGGUUGUAAUAAAAAUUGGUUUGGUGAGAAAUGUGAAACUUUUUGUGAUGAGAACAAAGCAACCAACUCGGGAAAACACUGCAAUUUUCAAGGAAAACCAAGUUGUUUGAAUGGAUUAACUGGGUCAAAGUGUGAAAAACUCAUUGUUCCAAAGUUGUGUAACUGUGAGAAUGGUGGAGUUUGCAUUGAUUCAAAUCCAAAACCAAUUUGUGAAUGUUCGAAAGCCUAUCGCGGUGAAAAAUGUGAAAAGAAGCAUAUAUCAGCGUCUCUUUCCUCACAUUAUAAAGGAGACUUUUGGAAUUUUCGAAUGACAUUUUGGCAGUUGAUAUUCUCGAAUUUAGUUGAGAAUGAGUUGGCAGAGAUUAGCAAAUCGGAAGCUUGGGAAACAAUUAAUAACCUAUUGGGAAAUGUUUCUGAUACUCCGUUUGCAAAUCGUCCAAAUAAUACGGAAACAUUCCCAAUAACUGGUUCUGUUAAUCUUGAUAAUGUUGAUAUCAUUUAAAUUUAAGUUCUAUAAAAUCAUUUGAAGUAAAUAAAAACAUUCACAGCUUUAUUGUGAUUCAUUGUGACAAUUUCAUGUAUAAAACAACUGAACCAUUUAUUUAUCAAAAUAUUGUACCAUUUUAAUAAAUUUUCAAGCU
Caenorhabditis elegans is the source of this 1119-nucleotide messenger RNA. RefSeq names its product Delta-like protein (gene dsl-5). Gene Ontology annotation, molecular function: Notch binding. Bases 72 to 980 code for a protein of 302 amino acids. Gene Ontology annotation, biological process: cell communication; cell fate specification; Notch signaling pathway. The record is from RefSeq and is marked reviewed. Gene Ontology annotation, cellular component: membrane. The transcript is spliced from 4 exons. NCBI's taxonomy places the organism in Eukaryota, Metazoa, Nematoda, Chromadorea, Rhabditida, Rhabditidae.